Messenger RNA from Carica papaya (papaya), 1424 nucleotides. RefSeq names its product RHOMBOID-like protein 12, mitochondrial. Lineage: Eukaryota; Viridiplantae; Streptophyta; Magnoliopsida; Brassicales; Caricaceae. Gene Ontology annotation, cellular component: membrane. The record is from RefSeq and is a predicted model, not a curated record. Gene Ontology annotation, molecular function: serine-type endopeptidase activity.
GGUCCCAUUUUGAUUUUCCAUUUUCCCCUUCAUCUUCAACCUAAACAAUUUUUUCCUGUAAACACAUCAAGAACCUGCUGCAUUUUCCAAAUUCCAAACACUCCUUAACAAAUCUUCCCACCAACAAAAGAUGCAGAGAAUUUUCUCUUCCAGAGUUGCUUCAUCAAUUUUCACCAAAAGGUUCACAGCCAGCACCAGCUCUCACCAUUACAAACCCUUCACUUCACUCGCCAAACCAACACAAAGCCAGUAUCCAACCAACUUGCUAUCCUCUACUUUCACACGCUCUUUUCAUAAUUUUCUAUCGACGCGGGCGCAACACAGUUUUCCAGGGAAAAAUCAUCAUUGCCUGUGGAAUCCAGUGCUUGCGAAGCAGUUGAUCUUGAAUUUCUCGAGUACCCAGACGAGAUUAUCGAGUCAAAGUCUCGUGGGCAGCAGACUAUGGUUCCUCGGAGCUCAGUUUCCUAAACGGAGAUUCGAAUUUGAUUCAGGUUUUGGGUUUCAAAGACGUGGUGGCUGGAGAAGAUGGUUUCAGCGCCUAUCUGCUGGUGACGUGGUUUUGGGCUUCAUAAUAACUAAUGUUGCCAUUUUUUUGCUGUGGCGGGUGGCGGAUCAGAGAUUUAUGAUGAAUAACUUUACAGUUUCAUUAGACAAUUUUAGAAGUGGACGCUUGCACACAUUGAUAACUUCUGCAUUCAGUCACAUUGAUGGAGAGCAUAUCAUAUCUAACAUGAUUGGGCUCUAUUUCUUCGGAAUGAAUAUUGGAAGAGCUUUUGGUCCUGAAUAUUUGUUGAAGUUAUAUCUAGCUGGGGCUAUCGGUGGCUCAGUUUUCUACUUGAUUCAUCAUGCCCUUAUGGCUUCUUCGUCCAAGGGCCAAGGAAUGUUUAUGAUGGACCCUUCAAGGAUUCCAGGCUUGGGUGCAAGUGGGGCUGUUAAUGCUAUUAUGUUGCUUGAUAUAUUCCUGAAUCCAAGGGCUACUCUAUAUUUUGAUUUUAUAAUACCAGUUCCUGCCAUUCUACUGGGAAUAUUUCUCAUUGGGAAGGAUAUGCUGAGGAUUCUAGAGGGUAAUACUCACAUUUCGGGAUCAGCUCACUUCGGGGGUGUUGCAGUUGCAGCUAUAGCAUGGGCUCGGAUUAGGCGGGGACGCUUCUGAAUUCUUAUUGGAUUACAGAACUAAUUUGAGCAUAUCUCAAUCAAUCGCUGGUUCAAUUUCGCAGGUCUUUGUUACUUUUUUUUUUUGGAUUAUCUGAUCAUAACUGGUGGUGAUAGGUUCAUACAAUUACUUUUUCUUCAUUAGGUUGAACUCUCCUUGCAGCAAGCCGAUAACUAACAAUAUAAGUACUUAUCAAGAGAACAAAUAUGCCACUAAUUCCGUGUUCUCGUCCUUAAUGAAAGAUAAAGAAAAACAAUUAAUUUGAAUUCAA